Messenger RNA from Prorocentrum cordatum, 926 nucleotides. The record is from the annotation of a GenBank genome assembly. NCBI's taxonomy places the organism in Eukaryota, Dinophyceae, Prorocentrales, Prorocentraceae.
AGCCCUCCUCCUCCUCUCCGCCCCGCCCAUUCCCCGCUCGAGCCGGCCAUCGCGCGGCCCUCGGGUCCUCUUGCUGCAGGGCCCCCAGGCGCCUCCCCGCCAUGCUCCCCGCGCCCCCCGUCGGGCGGUAUGGGCACACCAGCUCCCAGGCGGGGUCGCUCAUGGGCGGGCUCUGGCGCCCGCGCCCCUCCAGGGGACACGCCGCGCGUUCCGCCGGGCACGCGCUGCUGACGCCGUCCGCCAGCGCGCCGCGCCUGCAGACUGGGGCGGCCACGGCUGGGAGCCGGUGCUCAACUCCAGGCUGGCCGAGGCGGGAGGAGGCGCUGCGGGAGAUGAAUCUCCACAGGGACCACAUCUGCGACGUGCUGGCCGCGCCGCUGCUCCGGCGCGGGCCCGCGCUGGACGGCAGCGAGGGCGGGCCCCUGUUGCCGCCGGCGAUGUCCACGGCGGCCUGGGCCACGGAGGCGCAGGUCAUGCAGGCGAAGCGCCCGGCGGUCGAUGCCCGGACGAAGGUCCCUUGGCACGGAUUCCGCAGGGACGAGCUGACGGAGUACACCGAGGCGAGAUUCUCGUCCCCGCGGUACAAGGCGAAGGCGUCGCAGUGACUUCGGCCGAGGUGCGCCGCAGUGGUCGGCCCGCACCUCACGUGGUGCGGGGGGGGGCGGGGCCAGGCAGUGGGCCUGACCCCGCGCUUGCCCUCGUUGCUCCCCUCCUCCCCUAUCCGUCUCAUCUCUCUCUCUCUCUCUCUCGCUCUCUCUCCCUCUUUCUCCCCCCUCAUCCCCGUCACGACCUCCCAUUGCCCGAACCCGGCAUCCGUCCAGCAGGCUGACUCGGUUUACGAGUGCCAAUCUGACUUGCCGGCGUGCCAGAGGGCCCCAGGCUCAAAACAGGAUCGUCGUCAUCAUUGUGGUCUCCUCCGUGUCGUC